This is a messenger RNA of Neocloeon triangulifer, 1961 nucleotides long. RefSeq names its product zinc finger protein 180-like. Gene Ontology annotation, biological process: regulation of transcription by RNA polymerase II. The transcript is spliced from 7 exons. Bases 248 to 1840 code for a protein of 530 amino acids. Gene Ontology annotation, cellular component: nucleus. The record is from RefSeq and is a predicted model, not a curated record. NCBI's taxonomy places the organism in Eukaryota, Metazoa, Arthropoda, Insecta, Ephemeroptera, Baetidae. Gene Ontology annotation, molecular function: RNA polymerase II cis-regulatory region sequence-specific DNA binding; DNA-binding transcription factor activity; zinc ion binding.
AAAACAACCGGUAUCACUCACCGCGCAAACAAACCGAAACAUCUAAAGGGCGCUUGUUGUGCUGUUCGCUAUUUCACCGAAUUUCGGCAAUUCGGCCGACGAAACAACCGAUUCCGCGUGUUGAAAGCUCCAAUUCGGCCAGCGGUGCCUCGUCGCAGUUUCUGCCGACGGCGUGGAGGGACUUGAGGGGCAGGUCGAAGGGUGCAGGACGGCUGGAGGAGAAGUGGCGUAUCGAUCCGGGGGGACGAUGGCCGCCGGCUACCGAAGGGCCAACUAUUACGAACUGUGCCGCCUGUGCACGUCCAGCGAGGGCACCAAGGUGCACAUCUUCAGGGAGGAGGGUCAGCGGAAGCAGCUGCUGACCAAAAUCCAGAUUUGUCUACCUUUGCAGAUCUUGGAAGGAGAUUCGUUGCCCAACAUUGUAUGCGCAGACUGCGUUGAGAGGCUGGAAAGUUUCUACGACUUCCGAGAAGCCUGCAUUAAUGCCGAGGCAAUGCUCGAGAGCUAUUAUUCAUCACUGAAAUUCAACGAGGAAUUCAGAAAAACUGGAAAGUGCUAUGUGAAAGAGGCACCGCCUAAGAAGAAGUCAAAACAUAGUAAUAAGCUUCCACUGGAACCUCUGGUCAAGCCCGACAUCAACAUCACGAGAAUCGAGACAGUGGCCCCGCAGGUAGUCCAACAAACCUCCGCAGCAGUGGAAGAUCCAAUUCCUCGCAUUGGAAGCAUCCAACAUGUUGCCGAGGUUCAAAUUCACCCUGUAGAGCUAGACCAUGGAGAUGUGCAGCAGUUUGAAUUUGUGGUUGAAGAUGAUGAGAGACCCUCGGAAGAGGACUACAAGAAAGUUGAGGAGGAGGAGAUUGAGGAGAACGAAACGCUAUUGAUGGAAUUUGACUUCAUCAAGGACAAGGACGAAUCUGUGAAAUCUGAGGACGUGGAGAGAGGAUCUAUAGACCAAAUUGGAGAAUUCUUGCGGAUCAAACCGGUGUCAGUUACACCAGUUACCAAUGCAAGUGCUCAAAGUGAGGACGAUGAAACAUUGGGCACAUUGAACUGCAGUCGAUGCCACAAAACCUUCUACACUAAUCAGCAGCUCAACGAGCACGAGUGUGGUGGCGUCCAAGUCACCAUUGUUCCAGUCAAAGCCAAUUCUUCAGCUUCGAAAUUGUCGACAUCUGACGAAGCGUGCUAUUUGUGUGAAGUCUGCAGUAGGCCCUUCAAACGGAAAGAGCAUCUUCUCCAGCAUAGCAAAUUGCACACGGGAGAACGACCAUAUCCAUGCACAGUUUGCAACAAAACAUUUGCAAGAAAGGAGCACUUGAUACGUCACACCACUUGUCACACUGGAGAAAAGAUGCACGAGUGUGACGUUUGCACCAAGUCAUUUUCAAGACGAGACAACCUGCUGAAACACAGAAAGACCCACGGUGCUACUGGGCCCUAUGUAUGUGAUACAUGUGGCAAAACAUUCACCAUGAAGCACUAUUACUCUCUGCAUGUCUCAACUCACACCAACGAAGCUCCCGAUAGACCCUUCAGGUGCAUGAAGUGUGGCAAGAGAUUUGCCCUGAGACAGUACCUCAUGAACCAUCUGGCUCGUCACAGAGAGAUGGAAGGAAAUGCUGACGCUCCUCAGAAUAAGUCUGAAGAUGACAUGCAGAACACUGUGGAGCUGCCAAGUGCAGACGAAACUGUUGAAAGUCUUGCUGAGCAGAGGAACAAUUAUGUACAGAUUGUGCAGCUCACUGCAACCUCAGAUGACCUGGAGGCGGUCGCGACUGGCCAAGAUCAGGACGGCAACACAUAUGUACAAAUUGUGGCGUUGAAGGAGGAACAAUCGUAGAUACAAUAGUGAAAUGUGCACUGUUUUUUCUAUACAUUACCUAACUGCAUCAAAAACUUGUAGUUUUAGUACGAUCGAUUGUGCUGAUCAAUAAAUUUUGAUCGUCCGUGAUCAAUGGAGA